Molecule: messenger RNA, 333 nt
Organism: Necator americanus (New World hookworm)
Lineage: Eukaryota; Metazoa; Nematoda; Chromadorea; Rhabditida; Ancylostomatidae
Exons: 4
Coding region: 1-333 (110 amino acids)
Biological process (GO): translational initiation
Cellular component (GO): eukaryotic 43S preinitiation complex
Molecular function (GO): translation initiation factor activity; ribosomal small subunit binding; RNA binding
Source: RefSeq, a predicted model, not a curated record
AUGGCUAGUAUUACUAAUUUGAACAAACCAAAAGACGCGUUUGAACAACUCGAAGACGAGCACGGAGCGCGUCAGGGUUUCUGUCAUAUCCGAAUUCAGCAACGUACCGGCCGAAAAACUAUUACCACUGUCCAAGGUGUAGGAACAGAAUACGAUCUUAAAAGAAUUGUAAGAUUCCUUAAGAAGAAGUACAGUUGUAACGGUACAAUUGUGGAACAUCCAGAAUAUGGUGAGGUUAUGCAGUUGAGUGGUGACCAAAGGCAACAGAUUAAAGAUUUCCUUGUAAAUGUCGGUAUUGUAAAGGAGGAAAACUGCAAAGUGCACGGUUUCUGA